AUGAAUAUAUCUAAUAUUGCAUCAUCUGGAAUGUUUAUUAAUCUUUGGUGUAUCAUUUGUGAAAAUCGUUCUAUUUUCAAAAUUACUAUUAAAACAGGCAACGAUCUUAUUGACCUUAGAAAAGUCAUCAAGAAUGAAAAACCAAAUUAUUUUGCUAAUGUUGAUGCUGACAAACUAAUUCUAUGGAGAACCAAUAUUGCUUCGAAUAUACUUAGAAAUAAAGAAACUGCUAUUAAACCUAACUUAAACAAAAAAUUAGAAGAUACAACCGAUACAGUUGGAAAUAUAUUUCAAAACAUUGUAGGAAAUAAUAUUCAAGUUAUUGUUGAUGUUUCCAUUACUAGUGAGAAAUAA
Funneliformis geosporum is the source of this 354-nucleotide messenger RNA. The record is from the annotation of a GenBank genome assembly. Lineage: Eukaryota; Fungi; Glomeromycota; Glomeromycetes; Glomerales; Glomeraceae.